Molecule: messenger RNA, 4870 nt
Organism: Nycticebus coucang (slow loris)
Lineage: Eukaryota; Metazoa; Chordata; Mammalia; Primates; Lorisidae
Gene: PIK3R3
Product: phosphoinositide-3-kinase regulatory subunit 3
Exons: 10
Coding region: 972-2357 (461 amino acids)
Biological process (GO): phosphatidylinositol phosphate biosynthetic process; insulin receptor signaling pathway
Cellular component (GO): phosphatidylinositol 3-kinase complex
Molecular function (GO): 1-phosphatidylinositol-3-kinase regulator activity
Source: RefSeq, a predicted model, not a curated record
UGAGGCUGGGGGAGAGAGAGGGUGGCUGAUUACGGCUCCAAAGCCUAGAGAGUGGUGGGCAGAGUUGAAAGCGGAAUGGAGGGCGGCUUCGUAAAUAUUUUCUCAAGCCCCUGACGGAAUCCCAACACGACAAGGCGGGAGAGAGUGGAAGGGGCAGUGGUGAUGCUAGCUGUCACCCCUUUCCGGCGCGGUUUGGUUUCACCUCAGCAGGGGUGGUGAAGCGUGGGGGCGGGGGAGGGUGUCCCCUCCGUGCGGUUAAGAUGAAACUCUAGUGGCUGGAGUCAGGGCAGAGCGUGAAGGGAGCCGGUACCCGCUGGGUUGCUUUACACCCCGGCGGGAGCGCACGGCGGAGCAGAGCUGACUGGACUCUCUGACGGGCCCCAGUCCCGAGGCUGCUGCAGCUUCGCUUCCGAGCCCGACGGGAACGGAGCCCGAGUCCCGGCCCCUGCGGGGAUCGCUCUCUGCCGACCAGUGGGACCCCGAAACUUGAACGCAAUCCCUAACCCCCUUUUUAUGCCUGUCUUUGUCACUUCCCCAGCUUUAUUCCAACGUGUUUUUUUUUUUUUCCCACCCCCUCUUCAUUCUCUCUCCUCCGAAGGACACAAAAGUGGCUUCCGGGGAAAGAUUUGGAGGCGGCGGGAGCUUUUCUCUUUGGAGAGCGACUGUGUAGAAAGGAUUUUUGGGUACAGCUUUUAACAGCUCUGCCAUCCGCCCCCCAAGCCUCUCUGUACCUCUCUAAGAACAACCCUUAGGUUGAAAGUUCGGGGGGCGUUUUGCUGGGUGCAGUAGGAGGAGAGAAGGGGAGGACCCUGUCCUCGUCCUGGUAGUUGGCUGGACUUGCACCGGCUGUUGGAGAAACCCCGAAGUACAUUUCCGUAUGGAACUUUUACAGAUCUAUAUAUUUAGAUUUUAAAUACCAGAUAAAUAUAUGCUUUCUAUAUAUUUCCUGACGACCUGCCCCUGACAGCACGAUGUACAAUACAGUGUGGAGUAUGGACCGCGAUGACGCAGACUGGAGGGAGGUGAUGAUGCCCUAUUCGACAGAACUGAUAUUUUAUAUUGAAAUGGAUCCUCCAGCUCUUCCACCAAAACCACCUAAGCCAAUGAUGUCCACAGUUACAAAUGGAAUGAAGGACAGUACUGUUUCUCUUCAAGAUGCAGAAUGGUACUGGGGGGAUAUUUCAAGGGAAGAGGUGAAUGACAAGUUACGGGACAUGCCAGAUGGUACCUUCUUGGUCCGAGAUGCAUCAACAAAAAUGCAGGGAGAUUAUACUUUGACUUUGCGGAAGGGAGGAAAUAAUAAAUUAAUCAAGAUCUAUCAUCGAGAUGGUAAAUAUGGCUUUUCUGAUCCUCUGACAUUUAAUUCUGUGGUGGAGCUCAUUAACCACUAUCAUCACGAAUCCCUUGCUCAGUACAAUCCCAAACUUGAUGUGAAGCUGAUGUACCCAGUGUCCAGAUACCAACAGGAUCAGUUGGUAAAAGAAGAUAACAUUGAUGCAGUAGGUAAAAAACUGCAAGAGUACCACUCUCAGUAUCAAGAAAAGAGUAAAGAGUAUGAUAGACUAUAUGAAGAAUAUACCAGAACAUCCCAGGAAAUACAGAUGAAGAGGACUGCAAUUGAAGCUUUUAAUGAAACAAUUAAAAUAUUUGAGGAACAGUGUCACACACAGGAACAACACAGCAAAGAAUAUAUUGAGCGAUUUCGCAGAGAAGGGAAUGAAAAGGAGAUUGAACGAAUUAUGAUGAAUUAUGAUAAAUUAAAAUCACGUCUGGGUGAGAUUCAUGAUAGCAAAAUGCGUCUAGAGCAGGAUUUGAAGAAACAAGCUUUGGACAACCGAGAAAUAGAUAAAAAAAUGAAUAGUAUCAAACCUGACCUGAUCCAGCUGCGUAAGAUCCGAGAUCAGCACCUUGUAUGGCUCAAUCACAAAGGAGUAAGACAGAAGCGCCUGAAUGCGUGGCUGGGAAUCAAAAAUGAGGAUGCUGAUGAGAACUAUUUUAUCAAUGAGGAAGAUGAAAACCUGCCCCAUUAUGACGAGAAAACCUGGUUUGUUGAGGAUAUCAAUCGAGUACAAGCAGAGGAUUUGCUUUAUGGGAAACCUGAUGGUUCAUUCCUAAUUCGUGAGAGUAGCAAGAAAGGAUGCUAUGCUUGCUCUGUGGUUGCCGAUGGGGAAGUGAAGCACUGUGUGAUCUACAGCACUGCUCGGGGCUAUGGCUUUGCAGAGCCCUACAACCUGUACAGCUCACUGAAAGAGCUGGUGCUCCAUUACCAGCAGACCUCCCUGGUUCAGCACAACGACUCCCUGAACGUCAGGCUUGCCUACCCUGUCUAUGCACAGAUGCCCUCACUUUGCAGAUAAAGAGGAAGUGGGAAGAGAGGUGGCUCUCUAGCCUUUUAUCCUACAGUUUUUAUUAGACUAUGAUGAGGGCAUUCUUUAUAUGUAGACUGCUUGUUUUGCACAAGAAGUGAUUCUGUGAAUGUGAUGUGGAGAGGCCACACAGCCGCUGGCCUAGAUGGGGACUUUAGGGGCCUGGGGUUCUUUGGGACUCAGCUGUGCCGCUGCAGUGACUUACUAAGCUGGAAGGAGAUGUUUUUUACAAAGUCUUUUUCAUUGGGGUUUUUGUUUUGUUUAGCCAGGCACCCUCAACAGAACAUACUAGGCUUGGUGGGAGCUGGGUGGGAGCUGUAUUUGGAAGCCUUUGAAGAGUACAUGUCCUCUUUGGUCCUUUGAUGCUGAGAACGCAGUGGGGGCAUGGCUCUGCCGGGAGUUCUGCUUUGCUCUGGCAGUCUCUCUUCCUUCUCCUCACUCCCCAAAAGAGGCUGUUUAGGUUCUGUAGCAGAAGCGGAAUUGGUGAGUGAAAAAGACAACCAAAGGAAAUAGGGAGGCUUGAGAUUUCAUUUAAAGAAUCUAAGGCAAGGUGGUAAAAAAAAACUUCAGGUGAAGGUACUUUAUUUUACUAACAUAAUUUAGGUUUCAGCAUCUCCCUUCCUCCCUUUGAAGAAGCAUUACGUUCAGAAACCAACAGAACAAUGUUUGUUGCCAGACUAAGGUCUGCUGGGAGAAGACGGCAGUAGUCGCUGAAUGUACACUUCUGUACCAAAACUUGAAAAUAAAAACAAAACUAGAGUUUGUGAGUUUUAGUAAACACUAAAAUUGGUCAGUGUAAACCCUUCUGUCUGUCCUUGUUUCUCAGAGAUGAGGAAUAGCAUUGUUUUUGUGGGGAUGGUGAGCUUUGAAUCAUAAAUUGAAGUUGGUGCUUGUGUGGUGUUUCUUUAGCCUCAAGAAUGAUGUGUUGUUUGAAACCUUUGUAAAUUGUUUGUAUGAGUAAAGAAAAGGUGCAAUCCAGUGCUUUUAGAUGGCUUGAUAAACCAAAUAAUGAUCUAGAACAACAUUCUUAAUUUGUGCUUCCCCAAGUUUAAAGACCCUGCAGAAACAGUAAACAGGGUUUAAUUUCCUUUCAUCUCCCCUCCUUUUCUGGGUAGGGUUUAGGGAGCCAUAGGUGGCUAAAGUGGGGAGUCAGACUGUGGUCAGGGACCUCAGUAAAUCACAGACCCUGGUGUCCAGGGUGAGGGUCUACCACACUAUACAUAUGGAGCUUCUGCAGGGAGAAAAGAUGGCUUACAGAGUUAGACUGUUAGCAGAAGCCAUCUGCAAGCUUUUCUCUUUGCCUUUUUUUGUGAUCCUGGCGUUAAAGCAAUGUGCACAGUCUGCCCUCAUGCUCCAGUGGCCUUGGUUUUAGGCCAGGAAUCUUCUGCUCCAUGUGGUUUAAGCCUUCCAGCUGAAUGAAGCUAGCCAAAUGGAAUGGGGGGGCAUCUACUCCUGCCUCCAUUAUGCCCCACACCCAUCAGUCAACACUCAUUUGACAAAGUCCAGCUGCCUCUGAGCCAAUCCUGGGACCAUAAUAGGCUCCCAGUGAGUCAGCUCUUUGAGCCCAAAGCUAUGCAGUCAGACAUCCUGGCUGAGCUAGAGAAGCCAGUGCCUGGGUCUUGGUUCAUAUGGCUUACAGUUAGGAAAGCUCUAGUUCUAGAGGUGAAAGAAAAAUAUUACUUUCCUUGAUCACUUAACCUGGGUGAGGUUCUGAAAAAUAGACCAUUAUGUAGAUACAGACAAAAAAAAUUUGGGAAAACCUCCAGUUACUAGUCAUAAGGAUAGGAAGGAGAGUGACUAUUUUUGGCAUUUCCUUGGCUUUGUUGCAGUUUCAAGAUUGGGUGAGAUAGAGACAAAUGAAAACACCCCUCCCCAAAUGUUGUGGUUUUGACUUAAGUCCUUGGCUAAUAGCCAGCUCAUCCCUUCUCCAAACUGCCAGUAAUCUUACUGAAAGUUUUCCUGGAUAAUGGCAGGCUGAUUGCUGCUAGGAACACCUAGAUGCUUUCAGCUUGGUGUUGAACCUCCUUAAGCAGUGGAUGGUCAAGAUUAGGUGCAAGGUGCUCUUCUAUUUGGUACUAAAAUUUUAGUGUUUUGAAUGUCUGUUUUAAAAUAAACCAGUUGGGUAGAUAGGUACAUGCUUGUAUUGUUGAACAAUGUGCCUGCUCAUUUGGGCAGACAUGGAGGGUGUGCAGGGACAGAGCAAGCACCAGUUAUCUACACUUGGGCUGGCUUAUGGAGAAGGGCUGCUUUUUCUUCAGUGUUUUGUUCCUUCACUUUAAUUUCUUUUCUGUUUUUCAUUCUUGAAUUCAUUGCUUUGUGGGAUCCAAGACUUGGGUAUCACUUGAGAAGUUGGAAAGUAUUUUUUAUGCAGUUGCCAUAUGACUUGCUUGAUCCUCAGUCAAUGGAGAUGGCAUAGGGACCAGUCCGCUAUCCACCAUGCCUGGUGUGUGUACAGGGUUCGUAGGCUUCUCCUUUACUUCAUGGUUUGGGAACAGGUUGUGGCC